UACAGUUUGAAGAUGAUUAUGGAUGCUAGAAAUUUAGCUAGAAAUCAUUGAUCAGCUGUCUUCUUGAGAUGACUAUGAUACUCAAAUGAGAUUGUUUUUCGCUUACAGGAACUUGGAUUUGGCUGCCCACAGUUGAUUCUCACGCAGACUCCUCUACAAAAUACCGUUAAUGACUUCUGGAAUAUGGUUUGGUCUCAGAAAUCGACAGUUGUCGUUUGCCUGCAUACACCGAAUGAGAUCCUUGACACUUUUUGGCCAACAGAAAUCAACCAGGAGCUUAGCUACGGAGACGUAUCGGUCCAGCUGAUCAAACAGUUUGAUCUUUCGCAUUGCAUCGAACGGGCGCUACGAGUUACAAUGCUCGGUUCCGAUGUCAUCCGCAACGUAACGCUGGUACAGAACAAAUUGUGGCCUAAACUGUCCGCCGAGUAUCUGCUAGGGAUUGCCCAGAAUGUGAUUGGGGCCUAUCGGCAGCAGAACCAGGAAUUAAAACAGAUGAAGCCCAUGGUUGUUAACUGCUUGAACGGAACCGAUCGAUCCAGUUUGCUGGCUGUGGCCAUCACCUCUAUCCUGGCUACGCAAAUGAAGAAACCUAUUUUAAUAAAUGUUAUCGAUAUUUGGUUCCGAAUAUGUAGUCAACGGAAAGGUGCACUUCGUGACAACAACCAGAUUCAAAUGUCUUAUCAACUGGUUUUAACGAACGGACACAGUAUUUUGAACAAGCGUGGCAUUAUGACUUCCUAUCAGAUGAAAUCGGUUCAAACGAGUGCUACUACUGAGAAAGAGGAAGCCAUUAACGAUCCGUUCAAAGAUCUGGAUCCGCUGUGGAAGAUGAAAUGAACACCAGAAGACACCUUGUCCAGAAAUGCUUUUUGAGAUACCGUACUACAUUUCUGUGAAUGUUUGUUGUGAUGGGCUCUUUGAUCUAUGUUUUAAGCUGUUUCCAACUUUAUAGGAACCCGCUUUUAGUAAUAAUACUUUUACAACUGUUAUUUAUAAUCGCUAAAUUACCAUUUUCAUUUCAAUCGAUCGAUAGCAGGCUAAUGUUAUGGUCAUUCAAAUAUUGUGCAAAUAUACACCCUAUAUGUUAAAAGCAAAAAAAAUCUAUACUUAUAAAUAAUGAUCAAAAAAGAUAUGCGCUGUGCUCUGUGCGGAAAAGUUUUAUUUGCAGGACGCGUGAAGUUUUCACGGGCGAAGAAAGGACUGAUGUUUCGGAUAUUUAUAUUGUUAGUUUGUAUCACACCAUAAUUGCAAUAAAAAUACGUUGAAUAAAACUGUA
Messenger RNA from Uranotaenia lowii, 1279 nucleotides. RefSeq lists its product as uncharacterized. The transcript is spliced from 4 exons. The record is from RefSeq and is a predicted model, not a curated record. Gene Ontology annotation, biological process: protein dephosphorylation. Bases 184 to 840 code for a protein of 218 amino acids. Gene Ontology annotation, molecular function: protein tyrosine phosphatase activity. NCBI's taxonomy places the organism in Eukaryota, Metazoa, Arthropoda, Insecta, Diptera, Culicidae.